GGAAAAAAGUCGGAAGAUACCGAACUAUAAUUUAUGCAAGAUUGGUGAACGCGUCGAGAAGAAAGGAAAAAGAGGAGUGGUGUGAAAAUGAUAUAACCCACAGUUAAGUACAGUUGAAUACUAUAAAUAUCAACAAAAAAAAGCAUAAUGUCUACAGAUGAGAAAUCUGCUAACCAGUUUAUUUCUGCCCUGGUGAAGAAUUUACAAGCUGUGUGUCAUGGCCAUGUUGAUUUUGAUAAAAAUGUGAAAGUUGUGGGCCAUCUGUAUUUAACUGUUGACAGUAACUCAGAAUUUAAUUACAUCGUUAAUGAAAAAGUGUCAAAAAGUGAUGAAUCUUCAACAACAUUUAUCAGUAAAAGUUUUUAUGCCACUGAUCCCCAACAAAAAACACCAAAGAAAAAUUUAGAUAGACCUCUUCCUCCUCCCACUCCAAAUGUGUUGGGAAAAACUCGAUAUGAUAUCAGUGUUGACUUAACAGAUGACCAUCCACCUGGUGCAAUGGGUGGAGGGCGUUAUCAAAUGGGACAGCAGCGUGGUCAAUUUUCCAGGCCUGGUGGCUUUCCUGUAAGGGCACCACAAAUGAGAAGAAGACCAUUUGAUCAAAGAAUGUCUCCCCAACAAAUUGCUAAAAUGCCUCGUUUAUCAUCCCCCCAGCGUCACCCAAUGAACUUGCCAUCAACAUCACCCCGUAGAAUGCCAAAUUUAUCUUCAAGAUUACCAGCUCCAUCGUCAUCAACUGUACCGUCCAUUUCUAGUGAAACAAAUUCAUCUCCCUCAUCUAUUCCACCUGAAUCGGUUUCCGCCACCCCAGCUCAAUCUCUUCCUGGUGCUGAUAAACCAGAAAAAGAAUCCGGUGAUAAGGAAAAAGUUGGAGAAAAAACAGCGGAAAAACCUGACAUUAAAUUUGAAGUGAUAAAAGUAGAAAAUGGCAGUGUUGUAGCUAGUAAUAAAGAUGCAACAAGCGAAGGAGAAGAAAAAGAACUUAGAAUAGAGUCUGUGACUAGUCAUGAUUUAUCAUUUGUGCCUGAAACUGAAAAAGACAAAGACAGUGAAAGUAAAAAUAGUGAAACUAGUGACUCUGAUAAACCUGCAUCAGAUCCUCCUCCAGAAACUCUUUCAACAGAAGCAACAGAAACAGCGGAACCAAGUACACCAAAUAAAAGUCCUCCAAAAUCAAACGAACCUGAAGUCAUAGAAAUAGAUUUAACUAAAGUAAAAGAUGAAAUUGAUAGUACAAUGGAAUCGGAUACAAGUUACAUGUAUGAUGAUCAAGGGGGUAACAGGUUCUCAUCAGGUCAAGGUGAUAAUAGUCUUUCUAGUUUUGGCGGUGAAUCAAACGACGAUGAAUUUUUUGCUAGUUUACGUGAACAAAGUUUAGGACUUUAUCCCGUUGGUUUACAUGCCAAUGAAUCGAACAAUCCUGGUCAAAAUUUACUUGGUUCUGACAUUCCUAACUUACCCGGUACUCAACAUGGUGCUGGCUACUUACCAGUUGCUGGUACCAGCACCUCAUCGCCAUCAAAUCAACCGGUUCACUUUGAUGAUAUGUCUGCUUUAACGUGUGAGUGGUGUGGAAAGGUUUUUAAAUGGAAAAGACAUCUGGCUCGGCAUAUUGACGCAACUCAUCUAAAUAUCAAAUUUCAGUGCCCCGUUUGUUUAAAGUUCUAUACAAGAACGGACAGUUUGCACGAUCACAUGAGGAGAAUGCACAAAAUAGAUAACCCUAAAGAAAUUCUACAGUUAGUUAAAUUUCAGAAUCUGCAAAAUUCAACCAUCCCACCAGAAUCAAACCCUGAACUGGAACCUGAAAACAAUUAGUUUUUGUACAGUGUUUUGUACUGAUUUUUUAGCUGAAGAGAAUUUAUUCUCACACAUUGUUUAUGUGUUUUAACAAGGAUUCAGUGUGUUAUUAUGAUUGUGAUUAGGAAAAACAGGGUAUUUGUUUGUGUGGCCAAUUGGUCUAAUGUGGUGCACUGCAGUUCAUAUAGAUCAGUCAUAGAAUGGUGAAUUCAAACUACAUUCUUGAAUGUGUUGGCCAGCAGUUGUGGACUCGUCCACAGCCAAAAUUAUAACAUUGAUUUCUGUGACAUUUUCUCACCUUAAGACUGACUAAAUUUUCUUAAUAAAACUCCAUAUCAGGGUAUGAAAUAAGCCUCUUAUAUGGCAACCUCAAAAUAGGUUACGCUAAUCUGCAUCAAAUUUGAACUGGUAACCUAUAGGUUACGAUGCCAUAUUUGUUUAGAGCCGACCCUCGAAUUAGCCUAGGGGGAUUUGGGGCCAAUUAAAAGAUUAGCCAGCUACCCCUAAGCUUAUUAAAUCAGCAGGGCCCAUAUCCCUAAGCGAAUUAGUGGAUUAUUGUUAAUCCUAAAACUCUCUACAAAAUUGCAAAUAACUAAAAAAAAAAAAAUUUUUAUACAAAAAUGUACAGAUUGUCGUGUUCUUUCCAAUGAUAUAAAAUUCAAUUGUACAAACUAACAAUUACCGGUAUAUUACUAUAAAUAAUAUUGAAAAGUCAGUUCCACUAAAAUUAUGACUUUUCUCUGUCAUAAUAAACGUGAACAUGUAUCUCCUAAGAUUUUAUUUUAAAAAAAAGAACAGUGUUCAAAGUAAAUAUAAAUAUAUAACUUUUAGAGAGACAUAUCGCCCCAAAUGACCGUCACUUCAUCGCUAUGUGACAUUUCUGCCUUUGUUGGAUAUAUGGUGGGAAUUGUCGUCUUCUUUGCUUUAUUGCAUCGAAAAUAAAAAUAUAUAGUUGAAAUCUUCGGCAAUGUAAUAUUCCUCUAUGUAGCUUGUAUUAAAUCCUAAAAGUUUUGAUUCAAUUUAGCUUUCCAAACUCUAGAAUUAUUAUCCGUAAGUUUUGUGGUAUCGUCUGUCUGGAAACGUAUCCAAGAUAUGGCGGUCGACACGCUUGAUCUCGGCUACUUCGCAUCAUUCAUAACGUCCCCCAAAAAUAACAAAUAGUUGAUUUCUUCGACAUUAUCAUGUUCUACGAUAUGCCUGGCAGUAAAUCAUAAAAAAAUCUGAUUCCAUUUCACUUUCCAUGUCAUAAAAUUAUUAGCCGUGAGUGACAAAGUGAAAAUAUUGGAAUAAUGCCAAAGUCAUUGACACGGUGUGAAUUUUCACCUCUGACCUAUUACGUAAAUACCGGAAGAUCCAUUGUUGAAAAGUAUGUUUUUUAUUUGAUAAUUUGCGAAUAUAACAUUCCUUUUCAUUGGGUGUUUUAUUUUUAUUACUCAAUCACCAUUAAUUUAAGAAAUAAAAACAAUAGAAAUCAGUUGAUUGAUCUGGCUCUUUCGUUCGCUAAAUAGGCUAAUGAGUAUGACGUUGCCAGGUAUGAUGGGUCUGCGAGUUGAUUUGCUACCGCCAAAAUGACAGGUGCGAACUUAACGAUCUUUCAGGCAUUUAUUUAUAAUUGUAAAAUGUUUUAAUGUAGUACUAGUAGUGGAGGGAAUAUUUUAACUGAAACCUUUAGUUUAUAAAUUAUAGCUCGGUGGUCGAGAACGGAAGUCCGUUCGCGUGUUUCCAGGUCAUGGUAACCGAUGCGUAACCUGAACGACCGUUCGCGUGUUAUUUCGUACCCUGCAUAUGGACAUGGGACACCAAACAGGUGUCAUAUGAGUGAUACCUGAUCAAACUUAGUAUAAAACAUAUCUUACCCUUUCCAACUUAAAGCAAAAAUAAGCCAGUAAUUAUGAUAUAAUUAAAGAUACAUUAUGGGAGAUAAGAUAAAGAGAUGGCAGUUCUCGCUAUAAUAGUUAAAAACUAGAUAGUGUAAAGGUAAUUUGCUGAAAAUUUCAGUCAAAUUGAUCCACUAUGAGCCGAGAAAGAAGCCGGUGAAAUUUUUACAUAGUCUCUGUUAUCAUUACUAAAAUCAUUAAUAUAAAUAGCAUAGUCUCGAUUAUCCACUUUUUCUGAUUUAAUUAUCUUUUGCCGUUAGCGGCAUAUAGGAAUCUAAUCCAGCCUACAUCGAAGGCUAGCCUUGACAUCGAGAGUUUAUUAUGGUCUGGAUAAGUUAAUUAAUGUCUAAUUGAUAAUUUAGAUAACAUUUCAGGCCUAAAGAAAGACUUGUAAUAAGCAGAUUUUGCUCUUGCUUAAUGCAUGUUUAAGAUUAAAUUUUACUUCUUUGAACACCUCAGUUGGGCAGGAUAAGGACUGAUUCAGUAACUUUCUAUUGAUUUAUCAUCUUAUACAAAACAUUAGUUGGGGGCCCUGAAAUAGUUAUUUCUAAAAAUAGCACUUCGUAGAAUUAACUAGCAGUUGACCCGGCAUAGCAUGGGUAUAACUGUGAAUCAGAAGUAGCAUAACUCUGAAACUGGAGAUACCCCUAAACACCAAAUAUCAACCUCAGGACAGCUCAAGUGCAGCUGCCAACCCUGAACAGAGAAACAAACAAAUGACAGUCACAAUUACAUAUUAGAAUAGAUAAAUGUCACUUUAAGGCACAGGUGCAACUAAAAUCACUAUUCCCUGGCCAGUUCAUGAUUUCACACCAAAGUUUCAGUUAAGACAUAAUCCCAUUUAGAACUAACUUCAACACUUUUCCACUCCUGGGUUAGACUAUUAAUAUCUAAUUCUCUAGUCACUUAAACAAAGCUAACAAUAUUCUAUGUGAAAAGCCAAUUUAGUGUGCUUGUUGCUAGGUUGAACUGCCCCAUAUGACAUAACAGUUUGGUCAUUCCAUUAGUCACAAGGGUUAACUUCUGCAUCGUACAUCGAACUAGCAGUUCCUUAAUUGUAUGGAUACAUUAUUCACCACCUAUAUUUAUAUGUAAGCUUUAGGUAUAUUUAGUUCACUUCAACAGGCAGGCGGGAAAACCACCAUAGCUUUAUAUUUCUAUUCAACAUAAAUUUGAAUUUUAAAAUAGCUAGUUUUCAAUAAAACUGUUCAGUCAACAGGCACCCACGAAUACAUUCACUUGAUUUGAUAUAUAUACAUGUAUAUAUGUUUGUUUGAAAUCUCUGUGUAUAUUGUGGCCUGUCUUGUCCAUGGGUUUAUAUAUUGUGUGAUUGUUUAUAUGUUUUGCUGUCCUCCGGAGUCCUAUACAUGUACUUACUAUUGUGCUACAAAGUAUUAUUUUUAAUUUUGAAAUAGCAAGUUUACAUUAAAUUUGGUCAGUUAAAUUGGUUGCAAGAUAUAAUUUUGAAGUUGAAAAUAGCAAGUUUACAAUAAAUCUGGUCAGUCAGUCAACCAGUCAGUUACUUUGGUUAGAAGAUAUUUUAGUGCACAGCAUUAAUUUGUUUUAAGAAUUCUGUGUAUUUUUUGGUAAAUAUACGUGAAAUACUUUACUUCAUUUUGUGUGUGUAUCCUUAAAGGACAAUGUUAGUACUGUGCUGUUAAACGACAAUGGUGGUAUCUUUAAUGAAUUUGAUUUCAAGAAAUGUUAGUUUGUCUUUUUGUUGGAAGCUGAAAGAAAAUUAAAUGACUUAUUAGUUGUAGUUGCUUGAAGGGCAGUGUUAUUUAGUUCUCUUAAAUGGCAGUAUUAGUAUCCUUAGAGAUUUUGAUCUCAAGAGAUAUUUGUUUGCUUUCUCAGAUUUAAAUUACUUAUUCGCAGUAGUAGGACAACAAUCUUGGUACAUGUAUCCUUUUAUUUUAUGAUCAGUAGUGGAAUACCGCGUUUUAUCAGUGAAAUAAAAGUGUUAUUCCACUGGCUAGCAGUAGUCCAUGUUGUUUUUACCUAAAAUGAUUGUAAAAUCAUAAAAUAAAUAGAACAUUUGUCGUUUUAGAGUGAAUAACAUAUUUUAUUUCAUUGAGAAGCAAGAAAACGUUCAUAUUUUCACUCAUGCUACGCAUUCGUGAAAAUAUAAGUUUUCUUGCUUCUCGAUGAAAUAAAAUAUGUUAUUCACUCUAAAACGACAAAUAUCCUCUAUAUAUUGGUUACCAAGAAAUGUUUGUUUGCUUUCUGUUAAAAGCUGAAUGAAAUAUAAAUGACUUACUAGCAGUAGCUACUUAAAGGACAAUUUGGUGUCCAUGAAGAUUUUUAAAGAAUUAGUUGUUUCCUUUCUAUAGGAAGCUGAGUGAAAUUUAAAUGACUUAUAAACAGUAGUUACAGAACUUAAAGGACAAUUUUGGUGCCCACCAAGUUUACGUAUGUGAUAGAAUUAGUUCAACAAAUUCCAAAUAUAAUUUUAACAGAAAUCUUUGCUACAAUUGGUUAAUUACAUGUAAGGGUAUUGCAUUUGUAAUACAAAUUUGUUAAGUUGAAAUGGGACAGUAGGCAGACUAAGUUUUAUUGGAAAGGAACGCCAUAAAAGAAAUAUUUAGGGCUUCCUUGUAAAUAUUUUUAAAUUGAUUUUAUGUACCAGAUAUUGUGUAUACCUUAUUGUAUAAGACAUUUUAAAAAAAAUAAUAAUUUUUAUAUUGUAUGCUAUAUGAUUUCAUUAUUGAAUAAAGUUAUUUUAGAGUUG
Patella vulgata (common limpet) is the source of this 6405-nucleotide messenger RNA. Its product is annotated as polycystic kidney disease protein 1-like 3. The transcript is spliced from 5 exons. Gene Ontology annotation, cellular component: nucleus. The record is from RefSeq and is a predicted model, not a curated record. Gene Ontology annotation, biological process: regulation of transcription by RNA polymerase II. NCBI's taxonomy places the organism in Eukaryota, Metazoa, Mollusca, Gastropoda, Patellidae. Gene Ontology annotation, molecular function: RNA polymerase II cis-regulatory region sequence-specific DNA binding; DNA-binding transcription factor activity, RNA polymerase II-specific. The coding region runs from base 148 to 1818 and encodes 556 amino acids.